Lingula anatina is the source of this 3554-nucleotide messenger RNA. RefSeq names its product NADPH oxidase 4. Gene Ontology annotation, cellular component: plasma membrane; NADPH oxidase complex. The record is from RefSeq and is a predicted model, not a curated record. NCBI's taxonomy places the organism in Eukaryota, Metazoa, Brachiopoda, Lingulata, Lingulida, Lingulidae. Gene Ontology annotation, molecular function: superoxide-generating NAD(P)H oxidase activity. Gene Ontology annotation, biological process: defense response; superoxide anion generation.
GCAGCCACAACAGUCUGUGAGUCAGACGGAGUGACAGGACACAGCAGCCAUUGUUCUUCUCUCGCUAAGUACACAAAAAGGGGACUUUCUUCUCACAGCUGAUUAGGUUGCCUUAGUUCACAGCGUGGGCGGAAAUUAGACGCAGCGAUAUUUUGAUUGCUUUCCGGCGUUCAGAGCGUCACCCUACAGGUUUUAAACAGAUGUUCAUUGCAAGUUCAGAACCAAAAAAAUAAUUGUGAGCGGGGUCCAUGGAACGGAAAAGUUAGCACGUUAUGAGGACUGGUUGAAAGAUAAUCAGGGACUUUGAAGCUAUUAACCAAAUGUUUCACAUUUCACACUGAGCGGAGGGAUUCUGUUUCACUUGCACAGUACCGUGUAUUUUAUACGGGCUUCAAAAAGGGACAAAGAACUAGCUCUCGAAAUUGCCGUCCUACUACAUAAUGCUAGGUACAUUUAAACCGUUUUUCAGGCAUCCUUGGUGCGUUUUCUGGACUAACUGGCUAUGAGUUCUCCAAUCACGAGAGCUUCAUUCAUUCUAGUUUAACCCUAAUGAAGACUCCAGGCUUCUUGAGGGUUAAUAUUGGCUUGAUUUAUAGCUGCUCGUAGGAUGAAUGAGAUGCCGAACUUGCACGCAGCAUUAAGGUGAACUGAAGCAGCUCUAUCCUACUGGUCCACAUGAACAGCAGCGUGGGUAUACCUGUGAACUGUCACGAAGAAGCCAAGAACCAAUUUAACUUAUCAAAAUUAACGGUAAGAUUGGUCUUUGCUGUAAAGAGCACGCGGACAGAAAGAGGAACUUGCCACUGCACUGGAGGUAGACGUAAUUACUCGCAAUUAUUUAAUUAUGGAUGUUAUUAACAGGAAACGUGGCAAAGGAGUCACACGUAGAAUUCAUGAACGAGAAAUAUUACCCAUGGGUAGUCAUUAGUAGAUGACCGUGGAUGUUGAUUAAUACCCAGAAGUAGUCACUUGAAGUGGCGUUUGGAAGGACAUAUUACACAAAGGCAGUCAUUUGCUUUAUUCCGUGGAUGUGAAAUAUAAAUCAGAUGCAGUUGUCUGAUUCAGUGGAUGGGUAAUACAACACAGAGGCAGUCAUUUGCCCGAUUCCGUGGAUGUGAAAUAUAAAUCAGAGAAAGUUCUUUUCUUGAUUCCGUAGAUGUGAAAUAUAAUCAAAGGUACAAAAUUCCGUGGAUGAUGCCGUGGAUGGGUAAUAAAACACAGAAGAGGUCGUGAGAAGAUGAGGGGACGGGUAUUAUAACCAGAAUUAGCAAUUCGAUGUGACGUCGACGGGAAAUAUAAUCCAGACGCAGUCACUUGUAGAAACGGUGACAGGAAAUAUAACCUUAAGGUAGUCACUUGAAGUGACGUUGGCGGGAAAUAUAAUACAGACGCAGUCACUUGUAGAUAACGGGGACAGGAAAUAUAACCUUAAGGUAGUCACUUGAAGUGACGUUGACGGGAAAUAUAACACAGACGCAGUCACUUGUUGCAAACGGGGGUGGAGAAUAUAACACAGUGGUAAUCACUUGUAGAUAACGGGAAUGGGAAAUAAAACACGAGUGACAGAUAGAUAGGAAAUUAAUCACAGAAGAGAUUAAAGAACUGAAAAAACGUCAAAAGACGAAGAACAAAGUGAAGACAAAAGAGAACUGAGAGAAAGAGAGAAAAGUGGAAGAACUCAUAUGAAUAUGUGGAGAUGGUUAAGAGGGUUUCUGAGAAACUGUGGCUUACGAUACUCGGUGGUGGUCCUAUGGAUAGUCCUGAACGCAGUAGUCUUCACUUCGACGUACAGGCAUUGGAAGUAUGCUCCCAAAUAUUACUAUGUUCACCAGAUCUUAGGGCCUACUCUAUGUAUUUCCCGAGGCACUGCAGCAGUGCUUAACCUGAACUGCGGGCUGGUAUUGUUGCCUAUGUGUAGAGUGCUGGUCUCGUUGAUGAGGUUUUCCAGGAUCUCCAGACGAAGUUUCCGUAUGCUGCUGGAUCACUGCAAAGGUUUCCACAUGCUGUGUGGGUUAACUAUAGUUCUAGCAUCAGUCAUACAUUUCAUUGGACAUUUGUUCAACGCCGCCAAUUUUUCCAUACACUUCAAUCCGUAUUAUGUGGAUGUUAAUGGUGCUAGCUACAAAGGCCAGGACCCAUUGUAUAUUGUUGCAGGCUCAGUUCCAGGGAUUACUGGCUUGGUGCUAAUGUUAGUGUUAUGUACAAUGGCAACCACAUCUCUCUAUGUUGUCAGAACCAACAAUUAUGAUCUCUUUUGGUACACACAUCGCUUCUAUUUGGUCUUUUAUUUUUUCCUGAUGGUUCAUGCUGUGAGAGGAGUUUUAAAGGAGCAAAUUAAUCUUUCUCGGCAUAGUCCUGGCUGUGACAAAGAGAACCUGAACCUCAGCAUUCCCUGGCCAGAACCAGAACACUGGGACACACAGGAGACAGUGUGUGAGGAGCCCCCAGUGUUUGGCACUGUGGGUUGUUCAGUAUGUAUACUACAUAAUACAGUGUGUGAGGAGCCCCCAGUGUUUGGCACUGUGGGUUGUUCAGUAUGUAUACUACAUAAUACAGUGUGUGAGGAGCCCCCAGUGUUUGGCACUGUGGGUUGUUCAUCAUGGAUGUGGGUGGGAUUGCCCCUGCUGGUUUAUCUUGUUGACCUCACAUACAGAAGAUGUAAACAAGGACACUGCACACGAAUCCUCAACGUUACAGAGCACCCUGGAGAUGUCCUUGAAAUACGAGUGUGGAAGAAAGGAUUCAAGGCCAAACCUGGGCAGUUUAUUCUUGUCCAAUGUCCUGCAAUUUCAAGCUUUGAAUGGCAUCCUUUCACCGUGUCUAUGUGUCCAACCUCUCAGUGUGAGUCAUUUACAAUCCAUAUCCAUGCUGUUGGAGACUGGUCAGGGCGUCUGCAGCAGUAUUUGACAGGAAGUGAGGGAUGGAAAUAUGUUUUACCACCUCUGGCAUCCAGCAAGGAGGACUUGGACAAAAGACUUGUGAUAGAGGGUCCCUAUGGUAGUCCCAGUGGAGACAUAUUGAAGUACCGAGUAAAUGUUCUGAUUGCUGGUGGAAUAGGAGUGACUCCCUUCACAGCAUUUCUACAUCAUCUUUACAGUAAUGAAAAACUACACUUGCAAAAUAUAGAACGCAUCUAUUUCAUUUGGAUGUGCAAGGACUUGCGAAGCUUCAAGUGGUUUACACAAUUAUUGUGUAGGUUAUACCAAAAGCUUUGGUCGUUGAACCGUCCAGAUCUCCUGUGUAUCAGACUACAUGUCACAGCCCCUGUCCCUGGGUCUCAGUUGAAGAUGUUUGUAAAGCAGUACCCUUUACUAGAAAAGCGCCUGUACAUAGGGCGAAGACCAGACUGGCCCUUGACACUCAUGGAGAUCUGUUCAUCACACAAAGGAACAGACAUUGGUGUUUUCUGUUGUGGACCAAAGGGCUUAGCAACCAAUGUUGAGGAGGAAUGUUCCAGAAUUUGGCAUAAAAAUGCAAAUCUUUUCUGUCAUCAUGAAUCAUUUUGAUGACUGUGAGUGCUCUAUAAAAUGUAGUAUUUAAAACAAUGUGCCACC